Molecule: messenger RNA, 4064 nt
Organism: Jatropha curcas
Lineage: Eukaryota; Viridiplantae; Streptophyta; Magnoliopsida; Malpighiales; Euphorbiaceae
Gene: QKY
Product: C2 calcium/lipid-binding plant phosphoribosyltransferase family protein
Source: RefSeq, a predicted model, not a curated record
ACAGAGUCUUUGCUUUAGCUGAUACGCGUACAGUACUGGAAAAAUAAUAAAUAAUAACAGCAAAAAGUAGCAGCAGGGAAUAAAAUAAACAAAGAGAGGAUGAGAUGACGUGGAUAACGAACCUGUUAAAAAAAAAAAAGAAAAGGAUGGAAAGGAGGGAGAAGCCGAAAAGAAAUAUAAACCUUCGCGAGAGAGAAUGGAAUCUCAUUUUCCACUACCACACUCACCCUUUCUCUAAACCAACAUUCCCUCCUCUCCUCUCCUCUCCUCUCCUCUCUAUUUUAUUGAAUAAAUAAACAAACCAAAUUUACCAAAUACACCCAAUCUCAAAAAAGCACACCGCAAAAAUAACACUGAACCCUUCUCUCCUCAGUCUCUCCCCCGCUAUCAUCGCUUCUUUCUUUUUCUUCCCCUCUCCGCCAUUUUUCUUCAUUUCCCAUCAGACCACCUCAAUCAAACUGUGAUUACCACCAAAAAUGACACUAUGACGACGCCGUCUCCCCCACCACCAAGAACCGUUCGCAAGCUACUCGUCCAUGUAGUCAAUGCACGUGAUCUUCUUCCCAAGGAUGGCCAGGGAAGCUCCAGCCCUUACGUCAUCGUUGAUUUUGAUGGCCAGAAGAAACGAACCUCCACCAGGUACCGGGAACUCAAUCCUGAAUGGAACGAAAUUCUCGAGUUUACUGUCUCUGACCCGGAUAAUAUGGAAUUCGAGGAGCUAGAAAUUGAGGUCUUUAAUGAUAAGAAGUACGGCAAUGGCAGUGGCCGGAAAAAUCACUUCCUUGGUAGGGUAAAAUUGUACGGUUCUCAGUUUGCUAAAAGAGGAGAAGAAGGUCUCAUUUAUUUUCCUCUCGAGAAGAAAAGUGUUUUUAGCUGGAUCAGAGGUGAGAUUGGAUUGAAAAUUUGUUACUAUGAUGAAUUGGUCAUGGACGAGCAACAGCAGCCACCUCCGCCUGAUAAGGACGCGCCGCCGCCACAUGAACCGCCGAAGUCUCCCGCCGUUGUGGUGGUGGAAGAAGGCAAAGUUUUUGAGGUCCCUCAACAUCCCGAGCUCUCUCAUAGUCAUCGAUUUCACGAUGGAUGUCACUUGCCUCCUGUUGUUGUUAUUGAGGAAUCUCCUCCUCCGAUGGUGCACGUACAUGCAGAGCCACCUGCUCCGGAGCCAGCAGCGCCACCGCCAGAGGCUCAAUACACUCCUGAUAUAAGAAAGAUGCAGACUACCAGAGUUGCUGCAGCUGGCGGUGACAGAGUGAGAUUAUCGAGGCGGCCAAAUGGAGAAUACUCGCCUAGAGUGAUUUCUGGAAAAUUUGCCGGUGAAACGGAGCGAGUCCAUCCCUACGAUCUCGUUGAACCAAUGCAGUAUUUGUUCAUCAGAAUAGUGAAGGCGCGUGGUUUAUCGCAAAACGAGAGCCCAUACGUGAAAAUCAGGACUUCGAAUCAUUUUGUCAAAUCUAAACCGGCAAUUUACCGGCCUGGUGAGCCAACCGAUUCUCCCGAGUGGCAUCAAGUGUUUGCUCUUGGUCACAACAGACCUGACUCAGCUAGCUCAACUUUAGAAAUUUCGGUUUGGGACUCACCAGAGCAGUUUCUUGGAGGCGUUUGCUUUGAUCUCUCUGAUGUUCCCGUGCGAGACCCACCAGACAGUCCUUUGGCUCCUCAAUGGUACCGCCUCGAGAGCAGCCCUGAUCAACAUUCCGGUAGGGUCUCCGGCGACAUCCAGCUCUCCGUUUGGAUCGGAACUCAAAACGACGAUGCUUUUCCGGAGGCCUGGAGCUCUGACGCGCCUUAUGUGGCUCACACUCGCUCAAAGGUUUACCAGUCCCCAAAACUCUGGUAUUUAAGAGUCACAGUACUUGAAGCACAGGAUCUUCACAUCGCUUCCAAUCUACCUCCACUAACGGCACCAGAGAUUCGAGUCAAGGCUCAUCUUGGAUUUCAAUCGGUAAGAACCAGGCGAGGGUCCAUGAGUAAUCAUAGUGCAUCGUUUCAAUGGCAUGAGGAUUUGAUUUUCGUCGCCGGCGAGCCCUUGGAAGACUUCCUUAUCUUGGUUAUCGAGGACCGUACAAGCAAGGAAGCAAUAUCUCUCGGACACAUCCUAAUUCCAGUAAGUUCGAUCGAGCAACGAAUUGAUGAGCGCCAUGUGGCAUCAAAAUGGUUCGCAUUGGAGGGAGGAGCCACCGCCGGAGCAAAUUGCGUAGGUGGCUGCUACCACGGCAGAAUUCAUCUCCGUCUCUGCUUGGAAGGAGGAUAUCACGUGUUAGACGAAGCGGCGCACGUGUGCAGCGACUUUAGGCCGACGGCUAAGCAGCUAUGGAAGCCGGCUAUAGGAAUUUUGGAAUUGGGGAUUCUUGGCGCUCGUGGCUUGCUGCCUAUGAAAAACAGAGGUGGAGGUAAGGGGUCCACCGAUGCUUACUGUGUUGCUAAAUAUGGCAAAAAGUGGGUUCGAACGAGAACUAUUACUGACAGUUUUGAUCCACGUUGGAACGAACAGUACACGUGGCAAGUUUAUGACCCUUGCACCGUCUUGACUAUUGGUGUCUUUGACAACUGGCGUAUGUUUGCCGAUCCGUCAGAAGAGAAGGGUGACAACCGUAUAGGGAAAGUCCGGAUACGCGUAUCUACGCUGGAGAGCAAUAAGGUGUAUACUAAUUCUUAUCCUUUGUUGGUUUUAUUAAGAACCGGAUUAAAGAAAAUGGGCGAGAUCGAAGUAGCGGUUCGGUUUGCCUGCCCGAGUUUGUUACCUGAUACUUGUGCUGUAUACGGUCAGCCAUUGCUUCCUAGAAUGCACUAUCUCCGCCCACUUGGGGUGGCCCAACAAGAAGCACUGCGUGGAGCCGCCACCAAAAUGGUUGCUUCAUGGCUCGCUCGCUCCGAACCACCGUUAGGGCCUGAGGUAGUACAGUACAUGUUGGAUGCAGACUCUCACACCUGGAGCAUGAGAAAAAGCAAGGCUAAUUGGUUUCGGAUUGUAGCUGUUCUUGCAUGGGCAGUCGGGUUGGCGAAAUGGUUGCAUAAUAUCCGGAGAUGGAAAAACCCAGUUACAACAGUACUGGUUCAUCUCUUGUAUCUGGUACUUGUUUGGUACCCGGAUUUGAUUGUCCCAACCGGGUUCUUAUACGUGUUUCUGAUUGGUGUGUGGUAUUAUAGGUUCAGGCCCAAAAUACCAGCGGGAAUGGAUAUUCGGUUAUCUCAAUCGGAGUCAGUUGACCCAGAUGAGUUAGAUGAAGAAUUUGACACAAUACCAAGCUCAAAACCACCAGAUAUAAUUCGGGCAAGAUAUGACCGGUUACGGAUUUUGGCAGCCCGGGUCCAAACAGUAUUGGGAGAUUUUGCGACCCAAGGAGAGCGGGUUCAAGCAUUAGUAAGUUGGAGGGACCCAAGAGCGACAAAAUUAUUCAUAGCGGUGUGUUUGACUAUAACCAUAAUUCUUUAUGCAGUACCACCAAAAAUGGUUGCUGUGGCCUUGGGAUUCUACUAUUUACGGCACCCAAUGUUCAGGGAUCCAAUGCCACCGGCUAGCUUGAACUUCUUCCGGCGGCUUCCAAGCUUAUCGGAUCGGUUAAUGUAGAUUUGGUAGAGUUGGAUAUAAUAAAAAUUAUAUAAUAUAGUAUUUUUAUAGUAGUAGUGAGAAGAAAGUAAAAUUUUUGGGCACCAAUCAAGAGGGAACUAUUUUUGAGUUGAAAAAUAAGAUUAUGAUUUAUUAUUAUUAUUAUUAUUAUAAGGUGGGGAAAGUGGGGGAUUAAAAGUAAAAAAGUGGCAAGCUGGCAUAAUGUGUCUUUUACAUUUUUCCUAAUUGAAAUUUGAUCGAUUAAAGGCUGGAAACUUGAAAUGAGAGAAAGGAAUGGGGAAGCAAAGACAAGAGAUCGAUUGAUGUAAUGGUGUCGCGGAAAGUAGAAGCAUGGAAUUGCUUUCUAACCUAUAAAACUGUAAUGUUAACUAUUUUUCUGUUGUUCUAAUUUAUUUAUGUAUGUUGAAAAAUCUCAAUGUAGGGCACUGGGCUCUGAGAGCAGCAGUUAUCACUUGCUAUAUGUUGAAAAAAAUAGAAUAAAAUUUACUUUUAUAUA